Messenger RNA from Cajanus cajan (pigeon pea), 1256 nucleotides. Its product is annotated as fasciclin-like arabinogalactan protein 11. NCBI's taxonomy places the organism in Eukaryota, Viridiplantae, Streptophyta, Magnoliopsida, Fabales, Fabaceae. The record is from RefSeq and is a predicted model, not a curated record. Gene Ontology annotation, cellular component: plasma membrane. Gene Ontology annotation, biological process: plant-type secondary cell wall biogenesis.
UCCCAAUAUCACUGUUGAUGCAACACCCAUAUAUCAUUGCCAGCUACCAACUCUCUGUGAAUGCUCACAAAUCACAAUUUAAGGUUUUACAACAAACCCUUUCACCUACCUAUCAAUAUCAUUGUCUCCCACUCCUAAAUUUUCUCUAUAAAACUCAUCUCCACCAUUUCAUCAAUGCAUCAAGUGCCAUUGCCAAUACAUAUCCUAUCAUUUCCAUUCCUUUCCAAUAUCAUCUAAACCUUCGGUAAACAAAAUGAAGAAGCAAUCUCUCUUGUCCUUCCCACUAGUACUGCUACUUUCAUUUUUGUAUUGCACCACCACUUUAGCCCAAUUAUCACCAGCUUCUGCUCCCCUAAAACCACCCCAACCUAGCCCUACCCCACCAGCUGAAGCUCCUAAGCAACCAUUGGUUCCUUCCUUACCACAAUCACCAAGUGAUUCAGCCCCGGACACUGCAGCUCUUGACGUAGUUGGAAUCCUGAGGAAGGCUAAGUCAUUCAACAUCUUAAUCCGUCUCAUGAAAACCACCCAAUUGAUCAACCAACUCAAUGCACAGCUCCUCACUACUAAAUCUGGUGGCAUCACCAUUCUCGCACCUGAUGAUAGUGCCUUCUCAGAACUCAAAGCAGGCUUCCUCAACUCUCUUUCUGAUGGACAAAAACUCGAGCUCUUACAAUUCCACGUUAUUUCAGACUAUGUAUCUAGUUCUAACUUUGAUACUCUUACAAAUCCUGUGAGAACACUUGCAGGAGCUAAACCUGGAAAGGUGGAACUGAAUGUGAUAAGCUACGGUGGGAGUGUGAACAUAUCAACAGGUGAGGUUAACACAACCAUCACUGGCAUUAUAUAUACGGAUAAACAUCUUGCUAUAUAUAAGGUGGGAAAGGUGCUUCUUCCAAUGGACUUCUUUGCUGUUGCUAAGGCACCUGCAAAGGGACCUUCAUUGGCUCCACAACCUUCAAGUGAUGCGGCAAAGGCGCCAAAAGCUGAUAAGGAUGAAUCAUCAUCUACGGAUUCGUCACAGGUUAAUGCCACUGAACAGAACUCAGGGACCGAGAAGAUCAACGUGUUUGGAAAGUGGGUGUCCCUUGUUGUUGGACUAGUUCUCGUGAGUGUAAUGACAACAUAAACCAGAAUAAGAUCUGAAUUUUCCAACGUCCUAGCUUGUAGCUACCAUGCUAUUAAUACCAAGAGUGUUACGAUGUGUUACGUAAUUGCGAUAAAGAAGUGAAAAUUAUUGAUGAAUUUAUCUAACU